AUGGUAUCAGAGCAGUGGGCUGUUCGAGCUGGUGGAAUGGAUAAAAUGGCCAUGACUGGAGCACGCAGAGAUGAAGAUUUAGGAAUCUCUGAAACCAUCUCUACAAGUGCACCUAUUACACCCAAUCCUUUCCCAGUAAACAUAUCUGAAAGUACCUCCCUUCAAAUCACAACCAUUUGGCUAAAUGGUAAGAAUUUCCUCCAAUGGUCUCGUUCAGCUCUUAUGGUUAUUCGAGGCCGUGGCCGCCUUGGAUAUGUUACUGGUACAACCAUUAAACCAGACGAGAGUGACCCAACCUAUGCAACAUGGGACGCUCAAAACUCCAUGGUAAUGGCAUGGAUCGUUAACUCAAUGGAAGAAGACAUUAGAGAGUCCUAUCUCUACUAUUCCACAACAAAAGAACUCUGGGAUGCAUUAACAGUGGCCUUCUCUGACUUGGAAAAUUCAGCACAAUUGUUCGAAUUUCGAAACAAGGCAAGAAAUCUUCGUCAAGGGGACCUCGAUGUCAGACAAUACUACAAUUCUCUGUAG
Olea europaea var. sylvestris is the source of this 531-nucleotide messenger RNA. RefSeq lists its product as uncharacterized. Bases 1 to 531 code for a protein of 176 amino acids. The transcript has a single exon. NCBI's taxonomy places the organism in Eukaryota, Viridiplantae, Streptophyta, Magnoliopsida, Lamiales, Oleaceae. The record is from RefSeq and is a predicted model, not a curated record.